AUGCCUGUUUCUCACAUUCUACCUCGUUCUAAUGCUAUUCAAAAUAAAACUGGUCUUAAAAUUGUUAGUGUAUUAUUAUAUAUGACUCUUCGUCUUUUCGGUAUAAGUUGGAUUAAAUGUGAUGAAUUUUUCAAAAAGAUAGGUGCAUUAACGACUAGAACAGCUGAUAAAUGGGCAAACAUUUUUUUAUCUGGUAGUUUUGAUGAAUUUAUUAGCGAAGGUCGAGGUGGAAAACAUAUUCCUAGUUUUUACGAUGUAUUUCCUGAUAUUGAAUUGUCAGCUAAAACUUAUUCUAUUCAACGAUGUGCUGCAAAAGCAGCUGAUUUUGACGUAUCUGAAUUAGCAAAAUUUAUCGAUGAACAGUUUUAUACCAUUACUGAUGUUAAAAAAGAUCCCAAUGAUUCAUUAAUUCGUUCAAUGCAAUCCUGUCGUAUCGACCUUCGAAGAUGGGGCGCACGUUUCGAAUCUAAUUCGCAACGUCCCUACUUCGAAGGCCACGAGCGGCAAGACGUAGUCCAGCACCGAACAGAAUUUUUACAGCAUUUUCUUCCAAAAAAGGAUUCGUAUUACUUAAUAAGCGAAGGUGCACAGCCUAAAUGGCAAACACCAAAAGUUAAUGUCCCAACUGUUCUGAUCUUUCAUGAUGAGAGUACGUUUCGAAGCGGUGAGGUGUCAGCUAAACGCUGGCUAUACAAUGAUCAGGCGCCAUUUUAUUCUAAAGGUCGUGGUAGAUCUAAUAUGUUAUCGGACUUUUUAGUCAUGCAUCCGUCAGGUCCAUUCUUUCAAUUAAGUCCAACUGAAUAUGAUAAAGCAUUAGAGAAAUAUCCAGAAUUAGAUGAAGAACAAGACGUUGACUAUAUAGAACGUUCUGCUAGUGCAUCUGUGCAUCUUAGUUCUGAUGCAUAUUUUGAUAAUUCAACUAUAUUAGCACAAUUCGAGCGACUUCUUAAACUAUUACAAUUUAAAGAAUGUUUUAAUAAUCAUAGUAUUGAAAUAGUAGUGGAUAAUGCUCGUACUCAUUCUGCUCGUGCUUAUAAUCUAUUAGAAUUUGGAAAAGGUGUUUCAACACGUUGUCCUGUAGAUCAACUUCAAUGGGUGGAUGCUAAGGGCAUUACACAAUCAUUACCGUGUUAUUUUCAGCGUGGUCCUAAUCGAGGAAAAUCCAAAGGUUUAUUACAGAUUGCGAUCGAACUUAACUGUAAUCCCUCACUAAAAGCAAAAUUAAGUGAACUACGUCAGCUACUUGCCCAUCAUCCAGCAUUUCGAAACGUAAUUUGCGCAGUUGACACGAAAAAUUUAGAAAUAUCUUUUCUUUUUUUCUUCCCUAGAUUUCUCGAUUAG
Didymodactylos carnosus is the source of this 1341-nucleotide messenger RNA. NCBI's taxonomy places the organism in Eukaryota, Metazoa, Rotifera, Eurotatoria, Philodinida, Philodinidae. The record is from the annotation of a GenBank genome assembly.